UUAUUUCCCCGUGCUGUCUGGCCUGUCUUCUUGUAUUAACACGUCACCUUCUUCGCCGGUUAGGAAGAUUUUCAAGGGACCAAUGAAUCCUUUCAGUUUCGGGCGUUAAUCAUCCUGCUUUUUCUCUGGUCUCUCCUCUCUCCGUCCCGUUAAAACCCACGGACGACCUUUGUGAUCUUGACAUACGAAACCCAUCGCUUGCCAUUUUUUCUCUGCUCGCAUGUCGACUGGAUUCGACGGUCGACAACGCCAAGGCAUUCGGUCUUAUUUCCAUUUCAACUACUCCGGUACUCGCAAACGCUCCACGUCGCGCGCUGCUGAUUUCGCAGCCGCACCGUUUGGUAACUUGGACAAGUCGCCGGACAAGACCUCCCGCGGUCCCUUUUCGCCCGUCAUGGCUCAAACACAGCGGACACGAUAUCUAAAGACAGGCGCCAUAGUCGGCCUUCUAUUACUGGUGAUUUUGUGGCUUUCUCCAUCGAAGCCCGGAGUGGGUGGCUUUAAGCAAGAGCAACAACCCUCCGCCAUUUCUGGGUCGCAGAAAUGCACGAAGCCCUACGAUUCGUCGAAACCGUUGAUUCAAUAUGCGCUGAUGAUUGACGCUGGAAGCACUGGUUCUCGAAUCCACGUGUACCGAUUUAACAACUGCGGUCCUACUCCGGAGCUCGAGGAUGAACAAUUCAAGAUGACUGAGAAGAAACAAGGCGGCUCCGGGCUAAGCUCCUACAAGGACGACCCGGAGGCGGCAGCUAGGAGUCUUGAUCCGCUCAUGGAAGUUGCUAUGGCACAUGUCCCCGAUGAGUACAAAUCAUGCUCUCCAAUCGCCGUAAAGGCUACUGCUGGUCUGCGAAUGGUCGGUCCUGAGAUGAGUGAGAAGAUCCUGGAGGCCGUGAGACACCGUCUUGAAACCGAAUAUCCGUUCCCUGUUGUCUCGAAAGAGAAGGGGGGCGUGGAGAUCAUGGACGGUGCGCAAGAAGGUGUUUAUGCGUGGAUUACGACCAACUACCUCCUCGGAAAGAUCGGUGGACCCGAUGAGACUCCUACUGCUGCUGUCUUUGACUUAGGUGGUGGCUCUACUCAAAUUGUCUUCCAGCCAACGUUUGAGAAGAGCAAGGCUGGUGGUAUGCCGGAAAAGCUGGCCGAAGGCGAUCACAAAUACGAUCUUGAUUUUGGCGGACGUCACUUUGAGCUGUAUCAGCACUCCCACCUAGGAUAUGGUCUUAUGGCAGCCCGCGAAGCUAUCCAUAUGACAGUGGUCGAAUCCAAGUUGGCACUCAGCCCCAUGGACUUGUCUUGGGUAGCACAGCCUAUCACGAACCCAUGCAUUGGCCCUGGAAUGGAACGCCAGGUAAAUCUAACUUUCCCGGAUGGGCACGCGCUAGCUCCGAAAGUCUCCGUUACGAUGGUCGGAUCAAACGAAGCAUCUGCAGCUGUACAAUGUCGUGGGCUCGCAGAGAAGAUCCUGAAGAAGGACGCUGACUGCAAACUGUCUCCUUGCUCUUUCAAUGGUGUUCAUCAACCCUCCUUGGAGAAAACCUUCGCAAAGGAGGAUGUGUAUAUCUUCUCCUAUUUCUACGACCGGACGCAGCCUCUGGGCAUGCCUGAUUCUUUUACUGUGGAUGAGUUACACAAACUCACAACUACUGUUUGCGGUGGUGAAGAGAGUUGGAAAGUAUUUGAGGGGGUUAAAGAUGCCCUGAAGGAGCUUCGUGAUCGCCCUGAGUGGUGUUUGGAUCUUAACUUCAUGCUUGGUCUAUUGCAUACGGGGUAUGAGAUGCCAUUGUCUCGGGAAGUUAAGAUUGCGAAGAAGAUCAAGGGUAAUGAACUGGGCUGGUGUCUUGGUGCAAGCUUGCCUCUUUUGAGCCAGGAGUCCGGUUGGACCUGCCGUGUCAAGGAAGUCUCGUAAUGGUGAUUGAUGUUUUAAAAAAUAAUGUUUUAAUCUGCCGAAGACAUGUCUGUUUUUUUAUGCAUAUACUUCGUCUUUUUCUUUCCUCUCUUAUUCUUUUCCGCUAUAGACUUUUGGGCCAUGGACGGCUGGUCUGUAUACUUAAAUGUUCUUUUCUUUCACUGUUCAUUGUCCCCUUACAUUCUUGUCCUUUUUCCCUUCUUUCGGUUCUCGUCAACAGACUACCUAGAAGGCCCACUGUGGAUGGGCUAAAGCCCCUUAAUAAUAUUGCAAGACGGUCGCAGACUAAACGAGAAAAGAGAGAAAAAGAAUAUAUAUAUAUACCUUUCCACGAAGGUUCUUCAUAAGAUA
Messenger RNA from Monascus purpureus, 2257 nucleotides. Lineage: Eukaryota; Fungi; Ascomycota; Eurotiomycetes; Eurotiales; Aspergillaceae. The record is from the annotation of a GenBank genome assembly.